Tetranychus urticae (two-spotted spider mite) is the source of this 3014-nucleotide messenger RNA. The record is from RefSeq and is a predicted model, not a curated record. NCBI's taxonomy places the organism in Eukaryota, Metazoa, Arthropoda, Arachnida, Trombidiformes, Tetranychidae.
CCAACUCACUCCAAAUGAUAUUUUUGAUGAAAAAAAGCACGACUAUCAUCAAUGAUGUAGUGUCACUUAAAACCACGUUUUCGUCUUCUCUUAUUACCGUGUUCGUCAUCUCUUUCUUUUCCCUCUGUCUAUCUGCUCAUCAUCACUAAUUGCUCUUUCUCUUGUUACUCUUUUUAUCAUCUCUUUCUCUGUGCUUUUGUACACACAUUCAUCCGCUAUCAGCUGCUUCAUUAGCAUCAUGUAAACCAAUCAACUUUCAAUUCAACUUUUUAAUCAUUUUUACACAAUUUACGAUUCUUUUAAACUUUGUUCAAAAAUUUGUUUGUUUUGGGUUCCUCUUUUCGUGUAUUCACAAACAUCAAUCAAAUUUGAUUAAUUUUGCCCUUUUGUAUUUUGGGUUUCAAUUGAAGAUCGAGUUCAUCUGAAUAUUUGUCUGAGUGAUUUUUUUUCUUCUUGAAAUUUCAGCAAAUUCUGGUGUCGAUUUGUUUUGUUUUUUAUAUCAACCUUUUUGGUGUUUUAUUUUUCAAUGUUCAAUGAGAUUCUUCAUUUUAUUGUUGUUUCUAACUGUUUACUUUGCCACUUUAUCCACUCUAAUGGUUGGUUCAAUGUUUCAUCGUAAUGAUUAUGGGACACAUUUCGGAUUCUGUAUUGAUUAAUCAAUUGGCUUCUAUGAGUGCCAAUGUUGGAGUUUUAUUGUCAAAUCAAAUUGAUUCAGCUUCUCACCCUUUUCAUUACCAUUCAUCGUUAGAAACAGUCAACCCUUUUUCAUUACCAGGAUCUUUAUCUUCUUCAUCGCCAUCUUCUUCCUCUUCAUCUUCUCCGACGUUUUCGUCUUCGUCAUCAUCGUCGUCGUCCUCUUGCAAUUCGCUUUUAUCUCCAAUUCCAAGUGUACCAUCUUUACAUUCAAAAUCUUAUCCUUCUUCAUCAACAUCAUCAUCUUCACCAUCUUCUUCAUCAUCAAUGUUACCCGCAUUUCAUUUUACCCAGGAACAAGUCGCCUGUGUUUGUGAGGUUCUUCAACAGUCUGGAAGUAUUGAGAGGUUAGCACGUUUCCUCUGGUCACUUCCAUCAUGUGAACCUUUUCAAAAAAAUGAGUCCGUUCUUAAGGCGAAAGCAAUUGUCGCUUUUCAUAGGGAAAAUUUCAAGGAACUGUAUCGCAUUUUGGAGAGUCAUCAUUUUAGUCCAGCAUCUCAUCAAAAGUUACAGGCAUUGUGGUUAAAAGCUCAUUAUAAGGAAGCUGAAAGAGUCCGGGACAAACCUUUAGGUGCAGUUGGUAAAUACAGGAUUCGUCGUAAGUAUCCUUUACCGAGAACCAUUUGGGACGGUGAGGAGACUUCCUAUUGUUUUAAGGAAAAGUCGCGCAACAUUCUCAGAGAAUCGUACAACGAGAAUCCGUAUCCUUCGCCGAGAGAUAAAAAGAUGCUUGCCGAACAAACUGGACUCUCAACGACCCAAGUAAGCAAUUGGUUUAAAAAUAGAAGGCAAAGAGACAGAGCUGCUAACCAAAAAGAUGGUGGGGACAAGUCGGGUGGAAAUGGUUCGGGUUCAAAGUUGAAAAAUUUGGACGAUUCCUCUAACUCUGGUCAUUCAAGUGACGUUACCUUGCGCGGUGAGAGUCCGCCUUUGAUUAAAAGUGGAAGUCGCGCUUCUGUAUCAUUGACUCCAACUGGCAGUCUUACUGGACUGGGUGCCACACUGUUACCCGAGAGUCGUACCAAUGGUUCAUCGUCUUCAAGUGAAAUGGUUGAUGCAGUCAACAUGGCAGCAAGCUACCAUCAAUCGGUCCAAUCCAUGUCCAGUGGUUCAGCUGCAGCAGCAGCAGCCGCGGCCGCAGCAGCAGCAGCAGCUUACCAUCAUCAUCAUCACCAUCCUCACCACCAUUCAGGUUUCAAGUUUACUCAUCAUCAUUCACUUUCCACCAACGGAUCAGUCACUGGACCGUCAACUGGAGGUAACCUGGGAUCACUUGAUGGCAACACUGGAAUCUCAGGCAAUCCUAGCAUCUCCACCGUCUCAUCCAAUUCAGCUCAUCCCUCAAGUCACUCACAUCAUCAUCUUCCUCCUCACCUCCAGUCCCACCAUCAUCAUCACUCACAUCAUCAUCCAAGUCUUCUUUCAAGUGAUUCACUAGCCAUGGCAUAUGCUCCCAAUGAGCUGAAACGUUUCAAUUUCAACGAGCCAAUGUGCUGAAAGACAAAAAAAGAUAAAGAGAAAAAAAAAGAAAAGAAAAAUUUUCAAUUCUUUUUUCUAACCCAAAUUAUAAAUACAUAUUAUACAUACCUAUCACCACCCCUAGCCCAACAUCAUCACCCUUUAAUUUAUAUAAAUUCAUCCGUUUCCAGUAAAAUCGUUUCAUCAUUGAGCAACAGAAAAAAGAAUUAUCUAAAAAAUUUUGACAGAACAUUGGUGCUAAUCAACAAGUUCAAGUUCAAGUUUCAAGACACGUUUUGACCAUAAAAAUAAUUUCCCUGAGCCGUUCAUCCGAAAGCUUUUUUUCCUUGCACUUGUCAUCAUGAUCAUUACCAUCAUCAGCACAAUCCAAAAACAUAUGAUGAACAAUACUCAAUGAAUAAAAAAUGAUGAACAUGAUAAAAAGAAGCAGAUGAAUUUGAACAAUUUUCCAGCACGUAAAGACGCUAAAACGUUGAAGCAAUAAUUUUGUGUUCCUUUUCCAACGGUGACCAUCAGGGGUAAUGUGGCAAACCUGACAACUGAUUAGCACCUUGGUACAGUCACUUCAUGAUUCAUGACCACUCACUGCAAUAUGACAACAAAAAAGAGGGAAACACUAAACUCGAUGUUGAACUGAUGGCCGAUGAGCGAUGAUGAAAACGAUGUUAACGAGACUCAUUUCUUAGGCAUUGUUAAUUUAUGUGAAAACACACACAAAAGUCAUUCCUAUUCAUUUUUGUCACCUUGAAUUUAAUUUGUAAUUUGAUCGAGAUUCAAUUUAAUCAUUUUAUUGUAUUAUAUUAAUCAAUUGUCAGAGACAAAUAAAUUGACGGCAAAGAAAA